Molecule: messenger RNA, 858 nt
Organism: Trichosporon asahii var. asahii CBS 2479
Lineage: Eukaryota; Fungi; Basidiomycota; Tremellomycetes; Trichosporonales; Trichosporonaceae
Exons: 2
Coding region: 1-858 (285 amino acids)
Cellular component (GO): cytoplasm; nucleus
Source: RefSeq, a predicted model, not a curated record
AUGAGCUCGCCCGUGCGCAUCCUCGCCCUGUGCGGCUACUCCCAGAACGCGAUCACGUUCGCGACCUCGCUGCGCGGCGCGCUCCUGCAGUCGCCGUCCUUCGACGCCGCCGCGGCCUGGAAGCCGCUCUCGGGCUCGUUCCAGAAGUUCCAGCUUCCCCCCUCGGCAUCGGAGCAGGGCGAGCGCCUCGGUACCGUCGUCAGCCAGUCUAAGGACGGGCGCGCCGAGUUCACGUUCCUUGACCCGCCUAUCGUGCUUGGUCGCGAGCACCUCGCCCCCGUCCACGUCAAGGAGUAUGAGAAGAACCUGAAGGAGGCGAGUGACAAGCACCACGUCACCCCGAGGGCUUGGUGGCUCGCGCCCGACCGGGAUACCUACGCUGAGUACGACAACUCGGUCAAGUACAUCUCCGACUUCCUGCAGACGCAGGAGCGACCCUUCGACGGCGUGAUCGGUUUCUCGCAGGGCGCGGCGAUGACGGCGGCCCUGACCGCGCUGCUGGAGAAGGACGGGCUCUCGCCGCAGUUCACGCGCGGCUCGGCCACGCCGCUCAAGUUCGCGAUCGCGGUCGGCGGCUUCAAGCCGCGUUCCAAGACGCCCGACUUCAGCGCCUACUUCCCCGUCAACACGCCCGUGCUCCACGUCGUCGGCGCGCAGGACCCCGUCGUGUCCGCCAAGGCGAGCAAGCAGCUGCAGGACGCUACGCCUACUUCGCGCGCCGUCGGACACGAUGGCGGUCACUGGACCCCGGGCAACAGCCAGUGGCAGAAGUUCUUCUCCGACUUUAUCGCUUCCAUGGGCAAGGGAGGCAAGCUUGGCGACACGGCUGCUCCAGGCGAGGAGUCGGCUCGCCUUUAG